This is a messenger RNA of Lotus japonicus, 1156 nucleotides long. RefSeq names its product putative axial regulator YABBY 2. The transcript has 6 exons. Lineage: Eukaryota; Viridiplantae; Streptophyta; Magnoliopsida; Fabales; Fabaceae. The record is from RefSeq and is a predicted model, not a curated record. The coding region runs from base 433 to 960 and encodes 175 amino acids. Gene Ontology annotation, biological process: multicellular organism development; cell fate commitment. Gene Ontology annotation, cellular component: nucleus.
CACUCUCUGCCCAUUGUGUCUUCCACACACGCGCACUUACACACAAAUCAUUCUUCACAUUUCCACAUAAUCCAUCUUUUCUAUGUAGUAUGUACUAAAAUGAACAAAAGCCACUUACCCCACUCUGCUUUUCCCGACCAGAAUAGUCUCAUCAUAGUCUUCUUAAUUUGAGAGUUUGUAUUCACACAAACUUUCUUUACAAAAAUAAUUCAUGUUAUUUUCAAGACACCGCAACUCCUAUAAUUUGUGGUGGUUAAACUGCAAGUGUGGUGGUACAGUGAAGUGUGAAUGAAUCAUUACUCUCUCCUAUGUAAAGCAAUGAUCAUGUUAAGUUAUCUUUGAGCCAAGUGAUCGAUUCUCUCUCCCCCUCGUGAAGUGCCUAUAAAUCCACUGCUAAACAGGCUCAAAGGACAGGCACAUUUAGAGAAAAAAAUGUCAAUGGACAUGAUGGCAACCGAACGUGUUUGUUAUGUUCACUGCAACUUCUGCAACACCAUUCUAGCGGUUAGUGUUCCACACAGCACUUUGCUAACCAUAGUGACUGUUAGAUGUGGUCAUUGUUCCAAUUUGCUAUCAGUUAACUUGGGAGCAUUUCAAGCAUUUCCUCCUCAAGACCCUCAGAAACAGCACCUGAGCUUUGAAGAACCAAGCAACAAAGAUCUGGGAUCAUCUUCAAAAUGUCACAAAACAGCAGCAUUUGAACCAGUGGAGCGAGAACAACCUAGGAUUCCUCCCAUUCGUCCUGCAGAGAAGAGACACCGUGUUCCUUCUGCUUAUAACCGGUUCAUCAAGGAGGAAAUUCAAAGGAUUAAGGCUACUAAUCCAGAUAUCAGCCACAGGGAGGCUUUCAGCUCAGCAGCCAAAAAUUGGGCACAUUUCCCUCACAUUCACUUUGCAAAGCAAGCAAAGUUGGAUCACCAAGGGGAAGGAACUGAAAAGACUAUGAAUGGAUUCUACUGAUGGUAUAUAUAUAAAAAUGGAAGCCUGUGAGUAUGAGCUUGUUUUUUCUAUGCUUGACCUAAUCAGUGAAAUAUGAGGUUGAUUGUACAACUGGAUGGACUAGCUAGGUCCUGCAAAUUAACCUUAGCUUCUCACCAAUGUUUAAUACUUUAUGUAUUAUCACUCUUCUGAAAUGAUUGCUAUUCUGGUGAUUGCA